Messenger RNA from Plasmodium vinckei vinckei, 2592 nucleotides. RefSeq names its product conserved Plasmodium protein, unknown function. The transcript has 2 exons. The record is from RefSeq and is a predicted model, not a curated record. Lineage: Eukaryota; Apicomplexa; Aconoidasida; Haemosporida; Plasmodiidae. The coding region runs from base 1 to 2592 and encodes 863 amino acids. Gene Ontology annotation, molecular function: guanyl-nucleotide exchange factor activity. Gene Ontology annotation, cellular component: cytoplasm.
AUGAGGGAAACCAAUUUAAAAGGAGAAAAACUAAGUAAUGUCUAUUUAUAUAAAAAUGGAGAAAUAAAAUUAAUAAAAGAAUUAGAAAAUGUUUUUAUUAAAAAUAUAAGUACAUGCAGUAACAGUAUAAACAUAUUAUUAAACCCUGAAGACAAUAUAAAUACAUCUCAUAAUAUAUUAAUUCCAAUAAAUAAAGAAAUAAAUGAUAAGCGUACUAAUUUAAAAAACGGACAAAGUUAUAUAAACAUUUCUUAUAGUAACAUUUUUAUUAGCAAUUAUGUAGACUCUGAUUUAGUUUUAUAUUCAAUUCAUGGACAAGACCAAAAUGAAAUUAAAUACGAAUUUGAAAAAGAUAAAGAAAAAGAAGUAAAUACAAAAAUAAGUAUAAAUAAUUUAAGAAAGGGACUUGUAAAAAGUGAAAAAAAUAAUGUAUGGACAUACUCUAUAGACAAUCUAGCUAGUACAAAAUAUAAAAAUGAAAAUGAAAAUGAGAGUGAAAAUAAAAAUGAAACCCCUUUUCAAACAAAAAAUUACAACGAUAGUAUGCAUACAAAGUAUGUGCCUACAAAUUGUAAGAAAGUUUAUUUUUGUUACUCUGGAUUUUAUGCUAUUGAUGAUAAAUAUAAUGUUUGUCGAUGGGAUAUAGACAUAUAUAAUAAUACAAAUAUCAUAAAAUAUAAUUAUCUAUCAAAAUUUUUAAGUUAUAUAAAAUUUACAGAAAAAAUUAUAGACAUAUCUUGUGGUCAUAGUCAUGUACUUUUUUUGUCUGAAAAUAAAAACUGCUAUGCAUAUGGAAAUAAUAAUAGUUAUCAAAUUUCUCAUGAAAAAAAACCAAAUUUUGAUACUCCAAAACUUAUUAAAAUUGGAAAAAUAAAAUAUAUAGCUGCUGGACAUUCACAUAAUUUAAUUUGUACAUAUAAAAAUGAAAUAUAUGGGUGGGGAAAUAAUAUACAUAAGCAAAUUUGUUCAGGUGAAAAUUUUAUAAAAUCUCCAAAACUUAUUCUAAACCAAUCAAUAUGGAAUAAUAUUAAUAAGCAAGCCAAAAGAGAGCGAAAAAAAAUGAAAGAAAAUUCAAAGCUUACUGAAAAAAUGAAAAAACAUAAUCUGUUUGGACAAGAUGUGAUAAUUCCUAAAAAAUAUUCUACCCAAUAUAACCAAAUAAAUAAUAUACAUUACAAAUUAAAAAAAGUAAAAAAUGAAAACAAAUUUAAAGUAAAAAAAUUAUGUUGUGGUUUUUCUUUUUCUUGUAUCCUUAUGAAAAAUAAAAAUUGUUAUAUUUUAGGUAUCACUGAUUUUGGAAAUAACCAAAAUGGAGAAGAAAUAAAAAUACAUACAUUUAAAAAAAUUAAUAGAAAAAAAAUUGAUAAUAUUUUUUGUAACUUUUAUGAUAUAAUACUUAUAGAUAAUCUUAAAAUUUCAAAAAUAUUCCCACCUAUAAUUAAUCCAAAAUUAAACAAUAAAAUUCAUCUCCUUUUUAAUUUUAAAAUAAAACGUAGACAUUGUCUACAAAUCAAAUUAGCUAAUCAAUGUUUAUAUAAUUGUAAAAAAAGUUGUAAUGAAAUAGAUAAGGAAUGUGAUCAUAAUGAUAAAAAAAUGAACGCCGAUUUUUGUUUUAAUUAUGAUACUGAUCAGUCUGACCAUUGUGAAAUAGAGCAAAGUAGUGAAUAUGAACAAGUUGGAGAAAAAAUUAAACUAUCAUUACAAAAGUCUUCAAACUAUAUUUGUACUCAAGCUAGCCAAUAUUUUCCCUUUCCACAAGUUGAUACAAAAAACAGAAAUGAAAAAUUAUUAAUUAAUUUAAUUUGUUCAAAUAUAAUUCUUAAUUAUAAUAAAACAGUCUAUGUCUCAGAAUAUGAAGGAAGAAUAAAAAAUAUUUUUCCUAACAAUUUUGCAUUAAUGAAAAAACUUAAAAUAAAAAUUAAAAUAAAUAAAGUUCCUAUACAUGUAAAGUCAGAUUAUAUAUAUGUUUUAUAUGAAUAUGUAAAUGAAAAUAAUCAAAAUAAAAUUUACAAAAUAAUUAAAGGAGUAAUGAAUAAAAAAAGGACAUACAUAUAUUCAAAAUUACCAUUAUUAUUACAAACUGAUAUUACAUCUAAAAAAGACAAUCAUCAGCUAUCCCCCAACCAAAAUAGUGAUACAUAUGAAACUGACAAUUGCUCAGAAGGUUGUAGUUAUGAAAAUGGAAACCCUAAUUAUAUACAAGCAUUUAAUAAAUGUAAUGUAUAUUAUUCUUUUGGUUGUCACUUUUACAAACAUCCAUUUUCUAUGCUAUUUAUAAAACCAGAAAUUGUAAAUAUAUCACCAAAUAAUGUUAAUUUACAUGAAAAUAAUCUUAUACAUAUUGAUAUGGCACAAUUUUCAAAAUUUUUUAAAUUUAUUUAUGUCAUUUUAUAUAACCCUAAUUUUAAUUUUAUACUCACAAAAGCUUACUACAAUUUACACACAAAUAAGUAUAGUUUUACUACCCCAUUAAUUUCUGCGACAGCAUUUAAGCAAGUUCAACACGAUUUCAUAAACUUCCAUGUGUUUGCUUCCUACAACAAUGUUGAAUAUAGUGAAAACGAAAUUAAAUUAACGAUAACAAAUUUAUAA